GUUGUUGAUGAGCUGCCCUCCACUUCCCCUCCACGUUGCCUUUUAAAGCUCCUCGACCCCCUGAUUACUCUAGUCCCUCUUUCUUCAUUAUUUCCUGUCAUUCCACCUUGUCUCUUCGUACUUGCAUUAUCCACUUCUUUCCUCUACCAUCACCAAAAUGGCUACCUGGUUCGACGGCAUCAAGUCCUUCGCGGACGUCCCCAUCACCGCCAACGGCAUCGCAACCCAGGAGUUCCUCGACGCUGCUGAGUCUCUGACCACCUUGUUCGACCUCAUGGAGUCCAAGGCUUUCGGCGUUGUCAAGAACGAUCUCACCGGCAACAUCAAGAAAGUCCGGGACAGGUUCCUGGCUGCUCCCGCCGAGUCCCAGACUCUCCAGGAGCUUGUCGUGAACGAGCUCAAGACCAAGAAGCACGUCGCCACCGAGGGUCUCCUCUGGCUCAUGAGAGGUCUUGACUUCACCGGCCAGGCUCUCCGUCACAACGUCGACAACCCUUCCUCCGAGGUCGCCGACUCCUUCCGCAACGCCUACGGUGGCACCCUCAAGCCCCACCACUCCUUCGUCAUCAAGCCCCUCUUCUCCGCUGCCAUGUCCGCCUGCCCUUACCGCAAGGACUUCUACGCCAAGCUGGGUAGCGACCAGGCUAAGGUGCUGGAGGGCCUGAACCGUGAGGUUCCGGCUCUCCAGGAGCGGGUCCAGAUCCUCAAGGCAUUCAUGGACAGCCCUGAGGCCAAGUGGUAGAUAUCUGUGAAGAAAUAGUUGAUGUCAGGAACAUUCGGCAUAUUCAAGGAGCGCAGUUUUGAAAAAUGUACAUACAUAUAUUCGUGAGAGUCUGAGACUUCUUGCAUGUUAAUUAUAGAAGAAUAUUGGUCUG
Molecule: messenger RNA, 875 nt
Organism: Aspergillus homomorphus CBS 101889
Lineage: Eukaryota; Fungi; Ascomycota; Eurotiomycetes; Eurotiales; Aspergillaceae
Product: GLTP domain-containing protein
Exons: 4
Coding region: 158-742 (194 amino acids)
Biological process (GO): intermembrane lipid transfer; ceramide transport
Cellular component (GO): cytosol; cytoplasm; membrane
Molecular function (GO): ceramide 1-phosphate transfer activity; ceramide 1-phosphate binding
Source: RefSeq, a predicted model, not a curated record